Messenger RNA from Xiphophorus maculatus (southern platyfish), 2639 nucleotides. It is a transcript of the gene asb14b, whose product is annotated as dynein heavy chain 12, axonemal-like. The coding region runs from base 147 to 1895 and encodes 582 amino acids. Gene Ontology annotation, cellular component: ubiquitin ligase complex. The transcript is spliced from 11 exons. The record is from RefSeq and is a predicted model, not a curated record. Gene Ontology annotation, biological process: protein ubiquitination; ubiquitin-dependent protein catabolic process; intracellular signal transduction. Lineage: Eukaryota; Metazoa; Chordata; Actinopteri; Cyprinodontiformes; Poeciliidae. Gene Ontology annotation, molecular function: protein binding.
AAACUGCCAGGGGAGAACAGCCAUUUUGCUUGAGUUAUUGGGUUUGGUACAACAACUUGCAAAGGAAUAUUGAUUGAAAAUAUCCUGAAUCUACUUGGUGGAGCUAAAAAGCACCUUUAUCUCCACUGUUUUUCCCUGACAAUCAGAUGAGCUCUGAAACAGGAGAUGACUUUUAUCAGUCAGAGGAUGACCUGGAUGAGGAUGAGGCGACGCAAUACAUAAUUGAACAGAGUCUGAGUCAGUAUAGAAAACUCAAAGGGUUGAAUCCGAGUGAUCUGAAGCCCAGCGCAGACCCUGAUGAGAUUUUCAAAGCUAUCAGGGAGGGGGAUGAGAUUGCACUGGAUAGACUAGCAGAGCAACCUGAGACUCUGUCUAGAGUUGAUGAGAGGGGAUGGAUCCCACUGCAUGAGGCUGCAGUGCAGGAUAACAAAAGAAUACUUGAGAUUAUAUUUUCAGCAUCACCCCCAGGAGCAGCUCAGUGUCGCACUCUGAAGGGUGAGACACCGCUGUUUCUUGCUGUGGUUCAUGGGCUGAGACAGAACGCCACAUUCCUGUUACAGAAUGGUUGCAGCCCAGAUGUUCAAAAUGAUGAGCAGGACUCUCCAUUGGUGGCAGCUAUUCUAAAUGACCAGUAUGACUUAGCCACCCUUUUGCUUCGGUACAAUGCCAAUGUAGACCAAACAGGACCACUAAACAGGACCGCUCUACAUGAGUCUGCAUUUUUGGGUUUGGAGAACUUUGUGUACUUGCUGUUGGAGUCAGGUGCCAAUUUGAAUGCACUUGAUGUUAAAAUAAAAACUCCACUUGCGUUGGCUGCACAGAACGGACAUCUGAAUGUGGUGGAGACUCUGUUGGUAAAAGGAGCCCAUGUUAGGUCAGAGUCGGAGUCUGGUACUGUGUUAUUUGAUGCAGCAGCUUCAGGAAACCCUGAUAUCAUCUCCUUGCUCCUGGACCACGGGGCAGAUCCCAACCUUCCUCUUUACAGUGGGCACCUGCCAAUUCAUCGUGUGGCAUACCAUGGACACAGACUGGCACUGGAAAUCCUCAUCCCAGUCACCAACCUACAGGCUAUCAAAGAAAGUGGAAUGAGUCCACUUCAUUCUGCUGCUGCUGGAGGACAUGUCCAGUGUUUAGAAAUUCUGCUCAAAUCUGGCUUUGACCCAAACUUUAUGUUGCACCCAAGGGUGCGCCGCAGCUAUGACGAUGAGCGCAGGUCUGCCCUCUUUUUUGCAGUGUCCAACAACGACCUUCAUUGCGCCCGCUUACUGCUAGAGGCCGGAGCAAUGGUGAACCAGGAUCCUGUCAAGUGCCUGCAGGUGGCCCUCAGACAGGGCAACUAUGAACUUAUCAACACCUUGCUAAAAUACGGAGCAAAUGUCAACUACUACUCCCGGGUCAACACCACUCACUUCCCCUCAGCCCUGCAAUAUGCCUUGAAGGAUGAAGUCAUGCUGAGGAUGAUUCUGAACCAUGGUUAUGAUGUUAUGCGCUGCUUUGACUGUCCAUAUGGUGACAGUUCUCAUGACUACGCUCCUUGGACAACCUCAGUCAUCAAAGACAUGGUGUUCUGCGAGGUUAUAACAGUGUCAUGGUUGAAGCCCUUAUCUGGUCAGGUUGUACGCAUCAUGCUGGACUACACUGACCAUGUCUCAUUCUGCCCAAAACUGAAAGAGACAUUGCAGCAGCAGAAGCAGUGGCCAGAAAUAUGUCAUAUUCAAAGAAACACACGGAGCCUGAAGCACCUGUGUCGGUUGAGGAUAAGGGAGCACCUCAGCUGUCUGCGCUUGAGAGCCCCAGUUUUUGUCAACUUCCUUCCUCUUCCUCCCAGACUGAAAGACUAUCUACGUUUUAAGGAGUUUGAUGUUUACAGUAGGGGGAGCAUGGUUAGCCUCUGAAGAAGACAAAGUCUAAGAUGUUACUGAUAUCAGGAUGUCUGAUAAGUUCUUGUUACAUUUCUGCUAUUUUACCAUAAUUAGAUCUUAUGACUAAUAUCUUGUAGAGUGAUUCAUUCCUUUUCAUCAGCGUUGUUUUGGGGUUUCCUAAGGACAAAAAGUUCAAUGCAGGCACAAUAAUAUGUGCCUGCAUUGAAUACAUCUGCUUUUAUAGCACUACUCUGUGGUGGAAGGAAGAACUGCAUUUGUGGAAUGAAUUUAAAGGUUUUGUGCACUUCCUACGUUGGCAUUUACAGGUAGGUUUUAAGGGUAAUUCACAUUUCCCAUAUUCCCUCUAUUUUUUAUGAAAAAAAAAACUUUUUUGUGUCAUAAGGUGCCUCUGUUGUUUUAUUUUUGUUUGUAUUUUAGUAUGCAGAGGUCUGAUAAGAACUGCCCUGAAAAAAGGGCAGUAGCUAUGUUUACUCAUUUAAAACAGGCAUAUUUUUAAUGCCAGUCACUACCUUGAUGUGCUCCCUGUUCAUGAUAUUGUUUUUUUUUCUUCAUUUAAGUUAACACAAAUAACGUAUUUAAACUUUAAUUACAUUUCAAGAACACCCAUUGGAAUGUGUAGUUUGACACUAGAAGUACUAGGUUUUUGAUUUCUCCCCAGACUUACUGAUACAGUGCCAAAAGAACCAACGACUCUGAUGGCUCAAAUUAGCAUCCAUUCUUCAAUUGUAAAUGUGGUCGUUGACCGUCAGGCCAGAA